Messenger RNA from Sycon ciliatum, 1404 nucleotides. RefSeq lists its product as uncharacterized. Bases 1 to 1404 code for a protein of 467 amino acids. The transcript has a single exon. Gene Ontology annotation, molecular function: nucleic acid binding; RNA-DNA hybrid ribonuclease activity. Lineage: Eukaryota; Metazoa; Porifera; Calcarea; Leucosolenida; Sycettidae. The record is from RefSeq and is a predicted model, not a curated record.
AUGGAGAGGAUGGGCUUCGGUCUAUCGAUUGCGCCCAAAUUCAUGGACAUAAUCGUCAAGUGGGUCCUCCGUGCGUAUGCUGAUGUGGACAACUAUGUCAACGAUUUGUAUGCUCCGAAGCCUCGUCUGCGUGCUGUCACCGAUCAGUUGUCGCAGUACUGGUUGCCCACCAAGCCAGCGGAGCCAGUCGUCUCUGCUAGGGUACUCGGCCUGCUGCUGUCGGAGUCUGCAGAUGGCCAAGUGAGGUGGAAGCGUCGUGGUGACGUCAUGCCGACCUGUCAGCCCGGUGCCGUCACACGGCGCGAGAUUUUCAAGUGGUGUGGCAAGCUGACCAGCCGCUAUCCUGUCGGCUCCUGGCUGCGCGCGGCGUGCAGUUAUCUGAAGCGUCUGUCUAGCCUUCAGCCUGGACGGGACGAUCCAGUGUCUCAUGAAGUCGUCGCUUGUUGUGCGGAAGUCAUUCACCGUCUGCAGACCGAUGACCCUGCGCAAGGUGUGUGGUCAGUUCCUGAAGACGCACAGUGGUCGUUGUGGUGUGAUGCUUCAGACAUCGCACAUGGUGCUGUCACUCAGGCCGAUAGUAUGAUUGUCGAGGAUGGCUGCUGGCUGCGGCAGAAGGACGACCGGCGACACAUUAACAUCGCUGAGCGUGACGCCGUGAUCAAGGGGUUGCACCUUGCCAUGCAGUGGCAAGUGAUGGAGCUCACGCUAUUCACCGAUUCCAAGACUGUGGCUGCUUGGUUGCAAUUGGUGCUUGGCAAGGUGUCUCGUGUUCGCGUCAGCGGCCUGCAGCAGGUACUUGUACAGCGCCGUCUCCAGAUUAUCACUGAUCUCGUCGCUGUCACGGGCUUGACAGUCAAGGUCCAGUGGAUCAGCAGUCAGCAGAACAAGGCGGAUCAAUUGACCCGUGUUCCCAGCAGCUGGAUCCGAUGUGGCAAGACGCUCCUUUCUCGGAUUGCACCGUCCGUCACCGCUGCGGUGGUGACCGUUAGUCCAUUCUCAUUGGACAGAGUAUGUGCUGCUCAUAAUGCAGAUCCUCGGAUUGUUGCGACUCGCCAGCAAGUCAUCGAUGGUGACCCAGUUACUGAUCCUGCGUUUGUCAAGGUCAAGUCACAGCUCGUAGUCCAUGAUGGUAUGCUGUGUCGAAGUGUGAAGUGGCCGCCCAAUGAUGCAGUCGUCAUUCCUGUUAUUCCUAGUUCACUCGAGUCCGAUAUCGUUCGUGCUGCUCAUGUGAACUGUGGUCAUGAGUCUUGGGAGGGUACAUGGCGCUUCCUCCGCUCGAAGUGCUAUUUCCCGAACAUGGCUGCCCAAUGUCAGCAGUUUUUUUGUGCGCCACUGUUCGCCGUGUGCUGCUGCCAGCCUAACCAAGGGCGUUUCGGCGGAUGCCAGUCGCCCUGUGGUGGCUGA